AUGGCACCUCGCAAGAAGACAGAAGAGAAGGCCACAGCCAACGAGGCCGCAGAUCUGGUGUUGGAGUAUCUACCCGAUGCAUGCACUACUGAACAACUCGCCACGCUCGACGAAACCAUUCUCGAUCUCCGCACACAAACCACCACUCUUGUCGCAGCCGCAAAGAACCUCCGCGGCUCACUGUCCAGCCUCAACUCUACGCUCAGCACAGCAGAUCUUGUCGCCAGUGUUACCACUCUUGAGACGGAGAAAGAGCAGAUCGAGUCUAGACUUGAUGGUCUGAAGAAGGGGAAAGCGAAGAAGGUCACGACAUCAGAGCGAGAAGCUAUUGAGAAGGAAUGGAAGAAGAGCAUUCGCGUGGCAAAGAAGAGGCAAAAGAUUGUGAAGGAGAUGUGGGAGAUGAUCGCGGAGCAAAUCCCUGAUCCACAAGAGAGAGAGGACCAGAGGGAGAGGUUCGAUCUCGACGGGUAA
This is a messenger RNA of Alternaria ventricosa, 471 nucleotides long. RefSeq lists its product as uncharacterized. Bases 1 to 471 code for a protein of 156 amino acids. The transcript is spliced from 3 exons. Lineage: Eukaryota; Fungi; Ascomycota; Dothideomycetes; Pleosporales; Pleosporaceae. Gene Ontology annotation, molecular function: double-stranded DNA binding; recombinase activator activity. The record is from RefSeq and is a predicted model, not a curated record. Gene Ontology annotation, cellular component: DNA recombinase auxiliary factor complex; condensed nuclear chromosome. Gene Ontology annotation, biological process: meiotic joint molecule formation; meiotic strand invasion involved in reciprocal meiotic recombination; homologous chromosome pairing at meiosis.